Messenger RNA from Arachis ipaensis, 973 nucleotides. NCBI's taxonomy places the organism in Eukaryota, Viridiplantae, Streptophyta, Magnoliopsida, Fabales, Fabaceae. The record is from RefSeq and is a predicted model, not a curated record.
AACUGUUACUCUUCUGAACCCAUCAAAAUCUCAUUUUGGAUAGCUUGGUGUGAAUGAUCGAUCCAAGUAACCGUUCGUCUGCUGAUGGGAUAGAAGUAGUACACUAGAAUUGUGUUCAUGAAAACGAUAUACUUUUGGAGAUGAUACUGGUGUUUUGAAUGGUGUAGAUGUAGACCCCAGUGUUGCUGAAAUUACAGAAAUGGCAUCUCCAAAUGGAAAUGUUGAAAAUUUUGAUGAGUUGGAUGGCGCUGCAACUGAUAACUCAUCUGUGGUGGAAAUCAGGGAAGUAGCAAAUGGCAGCAGCAAUGGCAACAAUGUGGACAAUUCUAAUGAUGAGGAUGUUACUACAGUAGAGGAUCAAUCAAGGCAAUUAAGAGCUCAAAAGGGUCCUGUGAAGGAAAAGUGCGCAAAGCCCACAGGUUCGAAAGGUGUUCAUGCAAACUCGGUGAAAAGAUGCAAAGAUGGAAAAGAUGAACAUGCAUCAUCUGCUGUUUCAAAUGGUACUUCAGCUUCAGAACCCCACCCUAGGCAGCCUGCCAAACUCAGUUCGUAUAAUGACAAGGAAACUCGGUUGUCCAAGCACCCUGGAAAAUCUGAUCCAGUGUCUUCUGAAGUACCACUGGACAAAGCUAAACCAAGAUCAUUGAAGAAAGGGCCCGCUGAAAAUGUUCAAGGAGGAACAGAAUGUUCUUCUCCUACUGCAGAAGAUGCUAAACAUCGCAGGGUUGGGGCACUUCCCAAUUAUGGAUUCAGCUUCAAAUGUGAUGAGCGAGCUGAGAGAAGAAAACAGUUUUACUCAAAGCUCGAGGAAAAGAUUCACGCAAAGGAAGUGGAGGAGAGUAACCUACAAGCAAAAACCAAGGAGACCCAAGAAGCUGAGAUUAAGAUGCUUAGGAAGAGUCUUGCAUUUAAAGCAACUCCAAUGCCUAGUUUUUACCAGGAGCCUACUCCUCCAAGGGUGGAGUUAAAGAAG